AUGGUGUCGCACGAUGCAGCCGCUAGUGGCGUCGCAGCCAUCUCGGAGCGACGCCUCCUUUGGAAGAUUGACCUGCUCCUCAUGCCACUCAUGACUGUCGCCUACGGUCUUCAAUUCUACGACAAGGCCAUCCUCGCCUCGGCUUCCAUCUUCGGCAUCCUCAAGGACCUCGAGCUGUCUGUCGUGCAUCCCGGCCCUCCUGCCAAGACCUCGCUCGAGCGCUACUCAACCGCCACCUCGGCUUUCUAUUGGGGCUACCUCGUCGCUGCUCUGCCUAUGGCAUUGCUCGUACAGCGUUUCCGCCCCAAUGUCUUCCUCGGCUGUGCCAUCGUUCUCUGGGGUAUCAUUGUCAUCCUUACCCCUGCCAUCGGUAGCUGGCGAGGCUUGAUCGCGCAACGGUUCUUUCUGGGCGCCAUCGAGAGUGCUGUCAGCCCAGGCUUCGUCAUGAUCACCCGCUCGUGGUACAAGAGGUCUGAACAGCCCCUCAGGCUGGGCAUCUGGUACUCCGCUACGGGUCUCUUCUCCAUCUUCUCGGGCCUGGUCAACUACGGACUCGGCAGGGCUGGCAGUCGGUCCGGAGCCAAGCUCGCAGCGUGGAAGUACAUGUUCCUUUUCGCCGGAGCGUUCACCAUUCUUUUUGGUGUGGUCAUGCUGGCUCUGCUGCCAUCCUCUCCCGUUGGUGAUGCGCUGCUCAAGAUUCCCGGCUACAACCGCUUCUCUCCCGAGGAGAAGAGCUUGGCCUCUGGUCGUCUGCGCUCUAACAUCACCGGCGAGCUGAACGACGAUUCAUCCACUCUGCGCACCAGCUCGGAAGACAAUCACAAGGAGGACACUGUCGACGAGCACUCGACUACCCCCACCAAGGACGCCCUCACUGAAGUGCCCGCCACACCCCUCCCAACAGCCGGACUCAAAGACCGCCUGGCAUCGCUGAACGUCGCCGCUUCGACCUCUGGCAUCCGCGAGCGCUGGAACCUCGCCCAGGCCAAAGAGGCGCUCCUCGACUACAAGCUCUACAUCUUCUUCCUUCAGGCCAUCAGCAUCUACAUCUGCAACGGUGGCGUCACCGCCUUCGGCGCGUACAUCAUUCGCUCGUUCGGCUACACCUCUCUGCGCUCCAUCAUCCUCCAGACGCCUGGUGGAGCGACGACGUGCAUCUCGAUCUACCUCUCGACGAUCAUUGUGUUGAAGGUGAAGAACUCGCGGUCGGUGUUGUUGGUGCUCACGUGUUUGCCUGUGAUGGCGGGUGCGGCGAUGAUUUGGAAGGGCAACUGGGCGAACCGCGCCGUGCCCCUGGCAGGCUACUAUCUGCUGCCGAUCUUUGGCGCUCCGUUCGUGCUCAUGCUCUCGCUCUCUACCGCCAACGUCGCAGGCGCGACCAAGCAGAGCAUCACCUCGGCAUUUGUGUUCGCGGGAUACAACGUGGGAAACAUCAUCGCGCCGUACCUGACGCUCGCCUCCGAGGCACCUAUUCAUUAUCGCAGAACCUUCGUCGCGAUUAUUUCAUGCAUGGCCAUCACCAUUGUACUCACACUCAUCCUGGACGCUGGCCUCUGGUGGCAGAACAAGACAAGGAGGCAGGCAAGGGAGGCAGAGGCAAAGACAAAGGAGGAGGUCGACGAGAUCAAGACGCGCGCCAUCCUCGAGGAUUGGACCGAUUGGCAGAACCCGUACUUUGAGUAUGCUUACUAG
Kalmanozyma brasiliensis GHG001 is the source of this 1692-nucleotide messenger RNA. Its product is annotated as Major facilitator superfamily. Gene Ontology annotation, biological process: transmembrane transport. Bases 1 to 1692 code for a protein of 563 amino acids. The record is from RefSeq and is a predicted model, not a curated record. NCBI's taxonomy places the organism in Eukaryota, Fungi, Basidiomycota, Ustilaginomycetes, Ustilaginales. Gene Ontology annotation, molecular function: transmembrane transporter activity. The transcript has a single exon. Gene Ontology annotation, cellular component: membrane.